Molecule: messenger RNA, 1728 nt
Organism: Diutina rugosa
Lineage: Eukaryota; Fungi; Ascomycota; Pichiomycetes; Serinales; Debaryomycetaceae
Gene: URA7
Product: CTP synthase
Exons: 1
Coding region: 1-1728 (575 amino acids)
Biological process (GO): CTP biosynthetic process; pyrimidine nucleobase biosynthetic process
Cellular component (GO): cytoophidium; cytoplasm
Molecular function (GO): CTP synthase activity; identical protein binding
Source: RefSeq, a predicted model, not a curated record
AUGAAGUACGUCGUUGUAUCUGGUGGUGUCAUCUCCGGGAUCGGCAAGGGGGUGCUUGCGCUGUCGACGGGGUUGUUGUUCAAGACGCUCGGCCUCAGAGUCACCCUGAUCAAGAUUGACCCCUACAUGAACAUCGACGCCGGUACCAUGUCCCCCCUCGAGCACGGUGAGUGUUUCGUGUUGAACGACGGCGGCGAGGUCGACUUGGACUUGGGUAACUACGAGCGGUACCUCAACAUUACCCUCACCCGCAACCACAACAUCACCACGGGGAAGAUCUACAGCCACGUGAUCGAAAAGGAAAGAAAAGGCGACUACUUGGGCAAGACGGUGCAAGUCGUUCCUCACAUCACCAACGCAAUCCAGGACUGGAUCGAGCGGGUGGCGAAGAUCCCCGUCGACGCCCUGGGCGAGGAGCCCGAGGUGUGUAUCAUCGAGUUGGGGGGUACCGUCGGUGACAUUGAGUCGGCGCCGUUCGUCGAGGCGUUGCGCCAGUUCCAGUUUAGAGUCGGCACCGAUAACUUCGCCUUGAUCCACGUGUCGUUGGUCCCCGUGAUCCACGGCGAGCAGAAGACUAAGCCCACCCAGGCGGCGAUCAAGGACCUCAGAUCGUUGGGGUUGACCCCUGACAUGAUCGCCUGUCGGUGUCUGAAGGAGCUUGAAGGCGCCACCAUCGAGAAGAUUGGCAUGUUCUGCCAUGUGGGUAGAGAACAGGUGAUUGCCGUACACGACGUCAACCUGACCUACCACGUGCCCCUCUUGCUCAAGGAGCAGAAGAUGAUGAAGUACUUGCUGCGCAAGUUGAACCUCAACGACGUCAUCACCAACCCUAAGAACGUCGAGCGCGGCGACCGCCUCAUGACCAAGUGGCGCAACAUCACCACCGCCCACGACCAGCUGCACGAAACCGUGACUAUUGCCCUCGUCGGUAAGUACACCAACUUGAAGGACUCGUACUUGUCGGUGAUCAAGGCGUUGGAGCACUCGUCGAUGAGAUGCCACCGCAAGUUGCGCAUCGAGUGGGUGGAGUCGCUGAACCUUGAGGAAGGCGCCCGCGAAGAAAACCUCGCCAACUACCACCAGGCGUGGCACUCGGUGUGCCAGGCCCACGGGAUCUUGGUCCCGGGUGGGUUCGGCACCCGUGGUACUGAAGGGAUGAUCGCCGCCGCUAAGUACGCCCGUGAGAACAAGAUCCCCUACUUGGGGGUGUGUCUCGGGUUGCAAAUCGCCGUGAUCGAGUUCGUGAGAAACGUCGUCGGCAUCCCUGAGCUGACGUCGAUGGAAUUCGACUCUAAGGCCAACGAAGACACCGCCUCGGUGGUGUACAUGCCCGACGUCGACCAGGUCAACCUUGGCGGCACCAUGCGUUUGGGUAUCCACUCGACCAAGUUCGUUGCCAACUCGGAAUGGUCGAAGUUGCGCAAGUUGUACGGCGGCGAAGAGGAAGUGUGGGAAAGACACCGUCACCGGUACGAGGUGAACCCGAAGUUGAUCAAGGACAUCGAGGCCAAGGGGCUCAAGUUCAUUGGCCGCGACGAGCUGGGCCAGCGGAUGGAGAUCUUCGAGUUGCCCGACCACCCGUUCUACGUCGCCACCCAGUACCACCCCGAAUACGUGCUGAAGGUGUUGGACCCCCUGCGCCCGUUCCUCGGGUUGGUGGCGGCGGCCGCUGGCACCUUGGACGCCGUCAUCGAACACAACGACUUGAAGAUGAAGGCGGAAUUUUGA